CCGGGGAGGAGAGCGGCGGAGGAGCCAUGGCUGCCGGGGGGGACGGCCGGCCCUUCGACGCCCUGGUGCUGGGCGCCGGGAUCCAGGGCUCCUGCGCUGCCUACCAGCUGGCCCGCCGCCGGCUGAAGACCCUCCUGCUGGACCAGUUCCCGCUGCCCCACACCCGCGGAAGCUCCCACGGCCAAAGCCGGAUCAGCCGCAGCGCCUACCCGCAGGACAUCUACCUGGCCCUCAUGGCCGAAGCCAAGCGGCUCUGGGCUCAGCUGGAGGCGGAGGCCGGCGCUCAGCUGCACAGGCCAAACCUCGCCCUGGUGGUGGGGCACCCAGAGAACCCCGAAUUCCAAAGCUACAGGCAGACCAUGGAGCGCCACUGUUUGCCCAGCAACCUCUUGAGUCCCCAGCAGUUGGCUGAGCGGUUCCCAGGGAUCCACCCGUACGGCGAGGAGAUGGCCAUGACGGACCCCACAGCAGGCGUCUUGUAUGCCAGCAAGGCACUCCGAGCUGUGCAGGACCUCUUUCAGAGGCACGAAGGGGUCUUGAGGGACGGAGAGAAGGUGCUACAAAUCCUGCCGGGGUCAGUGGUCACAGUGAAAACCGACCGAGGGAAGUACCGGGCCAAACGCCUAGUGGUCACAGCCGGUGCAUGGACCAAUCAGCUCCUGGCUCCGUUGGGGCUGCAGCUGCCUCUUCAGCCGCUGCGUGUCCGAGUUUGCUACCUGCGGGCGAAGGUGCCCGGCCCCCGGGGUCUCCCGGGGCUUCCUCCGUGCUUCCUGGGCGUCGGCCUCAACCGAGACGACCACCACUUCUACGGCUUGCGGACUGGCGAGUAUCCGGAUCUGAUCAAGGUCUGCUACCACCACGGCUCCCCCGUGGAUCCCGACAACCCCGACCAGCAUGGUGGGGUCUCCGCUCCGGUGUCCGACCUCCAGCACCUGCAGGAUUUCGUCAGCAAGUAUCUGCCCGGCCUGGAUCCGGAGCCUGCUGUCCAAGAAUGGUGCUUAUACACGAACACUCCAGAUGGAGACUUUAUUCUAGACCGGCACCCCCGUUUUGAAAACAUUGUCAUUGGAGCCGGGUUUUCAGGCCACGGGUUCAAGUUUGCACCGGUCGUGGGAAAAAUCCUGUGCGAAUUGAGUCUGGGGGAGCCUCCCACUCAUGACCUCACCCCCUUUCGGCUUAGCCGCUUCCAGGGCCCCCUCAAAGCGAGCUUGUGACCUCCCCUUUUUGGCAGAGGAGAAAACGUUUCACAACGGUCCAUCUGAACUGGCUCCAUGACACGAUCUCCGCAUAUCUGCUGGGGGAGAGCAAAGCUUUCUGGGGGUGGCAAGCAAAGAUCUAUUAGAAUAUAUUUUGAAUUAUAAUAUGGAAGUUGGCUUGAGAUAUAAGGGAUAUUAUGUGUUAGUAAGUGAUGAUGAUGAUGAUGAUAAUAAUAAUAAUAAUAAUAAUAAUAUAGUAAAGUUGGAAGGGACCUUGGAGGUCAUCUAGUCCAACCCCCUGCUCAGGCAGGAGCCCCUACACCAUUUCAGACAAAG
Messenger RNA from Crotalus tigris (Tiger rattlesnake), 1532 nucleotides. It is a transcript of the gene PIPOX, whose product is annotated as pipecolic acid and sarcosine oxidase. NCBI's taxonomy places the organism in Eukaryota, Metazoa, Chordata, Lepidosauria, Squamata, Viperidae. The transcript has 8 exons. Gene Ontology annotation, molecular function: flavin adenine dinucleotide binding; L-pipecolate oxidase activity; sarcosine oxidase activity. Gene Ontology annotation, cellular component: peroxisome. The record is from RefSeq and is a predicted model, not a curated record. The coding region runs from base 27 to 1214 and encodes 395 amino acids.